GCAAGUUUUGACUGAAGGUAAUUGGAGAAGGGUUCCACAGUAAUCUCCUGCUGGUUGUAGGAAAAUAAGUCUAAACUUCCCUUGACUGCUUUUCAGAAAUCAUGGACAAACUCGUAAAAGAAGGUGUUCUAUCAAGGGCCGGAAGGGACAAUUUCACCAUUAAUAAGCUAAAGAAUCUCGACUCUGAGUUUGCUGCCGUUAAAGAAGAAAAGGAGGCUCAAGAAAUUCCACUUGGUGAUGAUGUUCCCAAGAGUAGCAAAGAUGACUACAUGUACAUGAAGGCUUUGUAUCAUGCUCUGCCGAUGGAAUAUGUUACAGUACCAAAGCUUCAGAGCAAGCUGGAAGGAGGAGCUAACCAAGCUACAGAGAAAAAGCUGAUCGAAAAAAUGGCGCAAGAGGGAUUUGUUGAAGGCACAGGCAACCGAAGACUAGGUGAAAUGCUCUGA
Messenger RNA from Macadamia integrifolia, 446 nucleotides. RefSeq names its product meiosis-specific protein ASY1-like. Lineage: Eukaryota; Viridiplantae; Streptophyta; Magnoliopsida; Proteales; Proteaceae. The coding region runs from base 102 to 446 and encodes 114 amino acids. The record is from RefSeq and is a predicted model, not a curated record. The transcript is spliced from 3 exons.